GCGAGCGACGUCAUUGGCCGGCAAGCGGUGUCCAUGAUUGUUGUGUACUGAAAAGCGUGCAUGAAGACUGCAGCCGAGUGUUUUUGUACUUUUCCUCUAGAUUUCGGGCAGAAUGGAAAUUUCGGUGACUCUGGAAAGCCUGCAGGCCGAGUUGGAGCAGGCCAACGCCAAGCUCAAGGGCGUCGAUGAGACCAUCAAGCGUUUCACGGGCCGCGACCCCAACGAGCCGCCGCUGUCUCUGCAGCCCGGCACUGGAUUGAGAAGGGUGGUCAGCCUCGGAGGUCGGCCAGACGUCUCCAAAGACCGCACUGGCCGCGCUGAAGCUCCUCCGGGAAGGAGGAGAAUUGUGCCUGGCGGAGUGGAGGCCGAGGACGGCCCGCCAGCUAUGAAGAGGCGGUCAGUCGGAGGCAGUGUCUUCAGCAGACUAUCCGGGGUGCCACUUCGAUCCAAAAGGACUGCAGAACCUGAGGAGGAGGAGGAAGAACGGCCGGUGAAUCGAGCACUUCAGUCAAAGGUUAUUCCGUCAAAGGAAAUGCUGGUGACUCGUGAAGAUGUUCUCACGGCGCAGAGCAAAGAUGAGAAAAGCAAAGCCAGAAACCGUAGAAUGUUUGGAGCUCUGCUCGGUACUUUGGUCAAAUUCCAGAAGGAAGAAACCCUUUUAAAAGAUAAGGAGGAAAAGAAGGCCAAGGUGGAGCAGAAGCUGGAGGAAAAUGCGCGCCUGGAGAAGGAGCAAAUGCGCAAAGACAAACUGGAGCUCUUCGCCGAUCGAAGGGCAAAGCAGAUCGAGGUCAAGAAGAUAGAGCAGAAAGUUGGCAGGAUCAAAGCUCAAGAGGAGUGGGAACAGAACGAGAGGAAUCUGGUUAAUUUUAUUCGCACGAGUGCCAAACCGCAGAUAUUCUACUCGCCAAAGGUGCACACGCCCGAAACGCUCAAACUGCUCGAGGCUUCCAAGGAGUACGUCGAGAAGCGGAUUGAAGCGCGGCGGGCGCAGCUGAAGGAGGACCUAGAGUUCUUUGAGGAGCACGGCAAGUGGAGACCAGUGCUGCGGCCCCAACGGGAGGAGCGUCGGGAGCGACGGUCAGGUGGCCGGAAGAGGUCCAGGUCGCGGUCGCGCAGCAAGGACAGGCGGCACGCCCGCAAGUCGCAGAUCGCCACCGUUGACAGACCAACCUUCAAAGAAAUGGACAGUGACUUGGAGCGGGAGGCUGGUCCGGAGCUGGACGAUGGCGGAAUUGCAGGUAAGGAGGGGGAGGAGGGGUCGAAGGGGGUCGCGUUGCGGGGCGAGGGGGGCGUUGAGCCGCCGCCGCCGGGCACCGAGGCCAACGGCCAGGAGCCUGAGCAAGGGCAGGAGAACGGCGGCGGCGGCAUGCAGGUCGAGGAGUUCGAGCCGCUCUACGACUGAGCAUUUUUCUUUGCGUGUGUCCAUUUCCAAGCAGCAGACCCGCGUAGAGACUAGUGCCACCAGUUUAAUUUCGCACGUCUGCCUUCCACACAACACACACUUACAAGUUUUUAGUCAGUUUCCUCGCUGUACAUGAGUGAAUAAAAUAUGAAAUUAAUUGAAAUGCCGAUCCCCUUGAGACACCUGCCUGUUCCACUUGAUGAAUACAUAUUUUUAUGAUUUGGGGCGCGCCAGACAGGCCUCGUUUGUAAAUUGUGCACCAAUAUGGACCAUUGAUAUUUGUGUAUUUCAUUAUUCAUUGGUUGCGACGAUUGAAGCCUUGCAAAUAAAUUAAAGCUUCAGAAUUAAA
Cloeon dipterum is the source of this 1751-nucleotide messenger RNA. RefSeq names its product desmosome associated protein-like protein pinnin (gene Pnn). NCBI's taxonomy places the organism in Eukaryota, Metazoa, Arthropoda, Insecta, Ephemeroptera, Baetidae. The record is from RefSeq and is a predicted model, not a curated record. The coding region runs from base 113 to 1402 and encodes 429 amino acids. The transcript is spliced from 10 exons. Gene Ontology annotation, cellular component: catalytic step 2 spliceosome.